This is a messenger RNA of Achroia grisella, 1036 nucleotides long. It is a transcript of the gene E(spl)mbeta, whose product is annotated as enhancer of split mbeta protein-like. The coding region runs from base 66 to 674 and encodes 202 amino acids. Lineage: Eukaryota; Metazoa; Arthropoda; Insecta; Lepidoptera; Pyralidae. Gene Ontology annotation, molecular function: protein dimerization activity; DNA-binding transcription factor activity, RNA polymerase II-specific; RNA polymerase II cis-regulatory region sequence-specific DNA binding. The record is from RefSeq and is a predicted model, not a curated record. The transcript has a single exon. Gene Ontology annotation, biological process: anterior/posterior pattern specification; regulation of transcription by RNA polymerase II; regulation of neurogenesis. Gene Ontology annotation, cellular component: nucleus.
AGUCGCUUCACCGCAUUCCGCGUUCAACGCUCAACGCUCACAUACACUUAUUCACAGUAAACAAAAUGUCUAACAUGUCUUACGAGAUCGCGUAUUCACUCGCAGACGACGGCCCUCAGCCCGUCUCGCGUACUUAUCAAUAUCGCAAAGUGAUGAAACCGAUGCUUGAGCGCAAGAGGCGCGCUCGCAUCAACCGCUGCCUGGACGAGCUCAAGGAUCUGAUGGUCAGCGCAUUGCAAUCGGAAGGAGAGAACGUUGCCAAACUGGAGAAGGCCGAUAUUUUGGAACUGACAGUUCGUCAUUUGCACAAACUGCGCCGUCAACGCCGUUUGUCUCUCAGCCCUUCAGCAGACGCAGAUCGCUUCAGAGAUGGAUUCACGCAUGCUGCCAACGAAGUGUCCCGCUGUUUAGCUUCCAUCCCCGGUGUGGAUGUGAGGUUGGGCACACAGCUGAUGACCCACCUCGGACACAGACUGAAUGAUAUGCAGAGAGCCGCUGCCGGUACCGACACACCUCCAGCGAGCCCACCCAGCCCUGCACUCUCCACCACCUCAUCUUCAUCAGGCUACGUGUCACCCUCGCCACCGGCAUCACCCAUGCCAAUCCACAGCACACCUUUGGAUUGCACCACCAGCAGUGCCUUCACCAAGACAUCAGUGUGGCGACCGUGGUAAACAGCGAUGCGAGGACCUGGCGGACCCGGCUCCGCGGUCACAUCUGUUCCAGCACCGCUCGGAGCCGCCACACUUCAUUGAGUCCGUGAUGAUCCUAAGUUUAGUGUUGUGACAAGUUGCAGACAAGUCUAGAUCUCAACAUUUAAUUAGUGUAGGGAUUUUAAAUGUAGUUCGUAAGUUCAACUUGAAAGCUUUAAUGAAAGUAGCCUAUAAGUCUAUUGUGAUAUUAAAGAGUAAAUAUUAUUGUAUAAGAGAUGUUGUAUCGAGCCUAACUCAGGUCGUAUUGUUAUAUUUUUAUCGUUGAAAAGAUUUCACAAAUUCGUGAACAAAAGAGUAAGUUAAUAAAAAACAUAUUUCUAAUA